Molecule: messenger RNA, 2100 nt
Organism: Metarhizium acridum CQMa 102
Lineage: Eukaryota; Fungi; Ascomycota; Sordariomycetes; Hypocreales; Clavicipitaceae
Biological process (GO): DNA-templated transcription; positive regulation of transcription from RNA polymerase II promoter by galactose
Cellular component (GO): nucleus
Molecular function (GO): zinc ion binding; DNA-binding transcription factor activity, RNA polymerase II-specific; RNA polymerase II cis-regulatory region sequence-specific DNA binding
Source: RefSeq, a predicted model, not a curated record
AUGAAGCCUCAAGGACGCGAAGACCGGCUACAACAGAGAUGCUCCAGGGCAUGUGACACAUGCAAGAAGCGCAAGGAGCGAUGUGAUGGCCGCCAACCGUGCGGUCGGUGUAAUGAGCGCGCCGUUCAAGACAAAUGUCGUUUUGACACGGACCACGGAGUCCGCCGGCGCCGGGUGCGGCAUCAAAACGCGGCAAAGCAGUCGGCCGUGACGACGCUGGAUGCCGAAGGAGUCGUGUGUAUUCCCCAGCCUGCCAACACAGCCUGGGAGCAGCAGCCGUCGGUGGCCAGCUUGCACCAAUCCAGACUCGUCAGGGACAAGAGGGGCAGGUUCAUAUUCCUGGGCGACUCGGCAAAUCUCUCCCUGCUCCGUGUCAUACGGCAGGUCGCCAGAACGUGCCACGGGGAGUCGAAAUUCGUGGUCGAUCCGCUGCGUGCUGGGUUUGUCGAGGCCUCGGCAGAGGACAGCGGCAGCUGGAUGGACGCCGCGGAAUGUGAGCCGGCCCCGGCCGUGUCUGCAGAAGAGGCGGGCUCCCUGGUGGACAUGUUUGAGACAGCAACGUCUGGGUUGGUAGACUUUGUCGACAUGGUCGAGUUGCGAGCGCGGCUGGCCGCAGCGCUGGAUCACAAGUCCGCACUGCUGGCGCAAGAGCGAAUCGUGCCAUAUCUGGUCGUGGCCAUUGGCGCGCAGUCCUCGCGGCCGCUUGGCCAUCACGCCGAAGGCUUCUUCCGCCGCGGCCGGUAUCUUGCCACUCGCCACCUGACGGAUGAUGCCAGCGUCAUGACAGCACAGGCGUACGUGCUCAUCACCGUCUACCUAUUGUCAGCGUCGCGUCGAAACACGGCGUCGAUGCAUCUGAGAUUCGCCAUUGGGUCGCUGUACGCCCUCGGAAUACACAGAAAGGCCGUCGCCCUGCGGUUCAGCAAAAGGGAGUCAUUGUUGCGGGAGAAGCUGUGGACGACUGUCCGCAUCCUCGAUUUGUUUCUGAGCGCCUCGCUCGGCCGGCCGGUGGCGACUACCGAGACACGAAACACGCGGCUCCAAGACGAAUACUCGGAGUGGAACGACUUGUGCGCGAUUCUCGAAAACGUCCUGACCCAGGUUUAUCAGCAGCGCUCCAUCACGGCAGAAGUGGUCGACGAGAUUGGACAACACCAGAGAGAAUGGGCAGACAACCACACCAAGGCCAGGGCGACGGCGCAACCGACGACGGCAGCACCGGACAUUGGCACCCUCCACAUCAAGCAAAUGUACUACUGGACCAUCAUGCUGCUCACGAGGCCGUUUCUGAUGGAGCGAGUCGUGGCCCACGUCAACCAGACCGCCGCGCAGACCGACGACCUCGGGCCGUGUGCGCUGCCAGACCUGUCCAAAACACUCGUGUAUGCCUGCGUCAACUCGGCCGUCAAGACCAUCGAGCUUCUCGAGCCCCUGGUGCGGUGUACCGCAAGCGUCCCUGCCCGGCUGCCGCUGCUCAUCGACGCCGCAUUCCACUCUGCCCUGACCGUCGGGUUUGCCCAUUUUGGCGACUUGUACCUUGUCUUCCCGCUGGCAAAGCAUCUUGAACUCGCGCAUUCGAUCCUGUCAAGGUUUGCCGACGACCCGGUCGCCUCACGAAACGCCACAAUAGUCAUGUUUCUCAUGGAAGUGUGUCAGCUUCACAUCGAAAAGCGACACGCGGCCAACAUGGACGUUGAGCGCGAGGCCAUUGGGAAGCUGUUUGGACAGAUUGACCAUCCCGCCGAACAAACAGACCCGGGCCGACCCAAACAUGGACACGAGCCGCCAGAUGAUGCCGCUGCCCAGGCAGCAGGCUCGUACGUUGCGGGUUUUCCCAACAUGCACGCAUCCCCGAGCAACGUGCCCCUCAACGGACUGCCCGAGAACCAGUCAUCAAACGCAACGGGGGGUUCGGCGUCUGUAUACGGGGGUUCCGUUGUUUCUCAGUCGCCGCCACCGCUAAUUCCGGGUUUGGACCCGUUUGGGCCGGUGCCGGCGGCUCUUGACAGUUCACUCGUUGCUAACCCGCAGCUGUUUUGGCUGGACUUUGACGAGGACGUCUCUUCACUAUUUACAAUCAUUGGUCCGACACAGAUCUAG